This is a messenger RNA of Ananas comosus (pineapple), 2933 nucleotides long. Its product is annotated as probable Xaa-Pro aminopeptidase P. The transcript is spliced from 18 exons. Lineage: Eukaryota; Viridiplantae; Streptophyta; Magnoliopsida; Poales; Bromeliaceae. The record is from RefSeq and is a predicted model, not a curated record. Gene Ontology annotation, molecular function: metalloaminopeptidase activity. Bases 33 to 2690 code for a protein of 885 amino acids.
ACUGCAGAGCCGUCGGAGCUUGGGCAUCUCGUAUGUAUAAUUUCUGCAACCGCCUCGCCGUUCGGAGCCACCUUAUCCUCGCUCCCCACCACUCCCAUCCCGCUCCUCUCCCGAUGGAAUCCGCGCUCUUCUCCUCUUCCCCUCUCUCCGCCUUCGUCCCCCGCUCUCCUCCCUCUCUCGCUUCUCGACCCCUCCGUUUACUCUCCCUCCCCUUCUCCCUCCUCAUCCACCAUUCCCCCCCACCGCGCGGCGGCCCUCCCCUCCUCCCUCGCCGCCUCCUCCGCCGCUUCUCCCCCGCCGCCUACGCCGACGCCGACGCCGCCGCCGCUUCCGCUGCAGAAUCCCGGAGCUCCGGUGAUCGCGUCGUCGCGCGGCCAUCGUCGGAGCUCCGGAUGGGGCGGCCCGGAGGAAGCGGGACCGGCGUCGCCGGCGACGAGAAGCUCCGGUCACUCCGGGAGCUGUUCGCGAGGCCCGAUGUAGCGAUCGAUGCCUAUAUCAUCCCUUCCCAAGACGCUCACCAGAGUGAGUUUAUCGCUGAAUGUUUUAUGCGGCGGGCAUACUUGACGGGCUUCACUGGUAGUGCUGGUACUGCUGUGGUAACUAAAGAAAAGGCUGCUCUUUGGACAGAUGGCCGUUACUUCCUCCAGGCUGAGAAGCAGCUGAGUCCUGAUUGGAUCCUUAUGCGGAGUGGAAAUCAAGGUGUCCCUACGACUAGCGAGUGGCUCAAUGAUGUUUUGCCUGCUGGUUGUCGAAUUGGUAUUGACCCUUUCCUCUUUUCUCAUGAUGCAGCUGAGGAACUGAAAGAAGCAAUUUCUAAGAAGAAUCAUGAACUGAUUUUGAUAAAGGAUUUUAACCUUGUUGAUGAAAUUUGGAAAUCAAGGCCAAAACCUCCCGGCAAACCUACUAGGGUGCAUGAUAUCAAGUAUGCUGGUGUUGACGUCUUAUCAAAAUUGUCUUCCUUGAGAUCUGUACUUGUUGAAAAUGGUUGUACAGCUAUUGUUAUAUCAAUGCUCGACGAAGUUGCAUGGCUGUUAAAUAUGAGAGGAAGCGAUGUUCCAAAUUCACCUGUAUUCUAUAGCUACUUGAUUGUGGAGAUUAGCCAUGCUACACUAUUUGUUGAUAACAACAAAGUUACCCCUGGAGUACUGGAUCACCUGAAAAGUGCUGGAGUAGAGUUGAAACCAUAUGAAGAAAUUUUAUCAGAAGUAGAAAGCUUAGCAGCAAAAGGUGCGAAGCUCUGGCUGGACACAUCAUGUGUAAAUGCUGCAAUUGUUAGUAUAUUUAGAUCUGCCUGUGAGAGACAUUUUACAAGACUUGCAACAAAAUCAAGAAAGCAACUCAACAAUGGAGCAUCUUCAGAUUUGAUAUCAAUCAAGAGUGAAGAUAUUCGGAAUGGAAUACCUAAUGGCUUGUACAAAGUUUCCCCUGUUGCCAUUGCUAAAGCAGUGAAAAACAAGGCAGAGAUUGAGGGAAUGAAGAAUUCACAUUUAAGAGAUGCUGCUGCUUUAUCAGAGUUUUGGUGCUGGAUGGAACAGGAAGUUAAGAACAAUCUGACGCUUACAGAAGUAGCAGUUGCUGAUAAACUAUUCGAAUUUCGUAAACAGCAGGAGGGCUUUAUCGAUACUAGCUUUGACACUAUUAGCGGUUAUGGUGCGAAUGGUGCUGUUAUACACUAUAAGCCAACUUCAGACAGUUGUAGUUUUGUUGGUACCGACAAUCUCUUUCUGUUAGACAGUGGUGGUCAGUAUGUUGAUGGCACCACUGACAUAACAAGGACGGUACAUUUUGGCGAGCCUUCUGCGUGGCAAAAGGAAUGCUUCACAAGAGUCUUACAGGGUCAUAUAGCUCUUGAUCAGGCUAUUUUCCCUGAGAGGAUGCCUGGUUUUGUACUUGAUGUACUCGCACGAUCUUCUCUUUGGAAAGUUGGGCUUGAUUAUAGGCAUGGGACUGGUCAUGGUGUUGGUGCUGCGCUAAAUGUCCAUGAGGGCCCACAAAGUAUAAGCUUCCGUUUUGGAAAUUUGACAGCUUUGCAAAACGGUAUGAUUGUAAGCAAUGAACCUGGCUAUUACGAAGACCAUUCAUUUGGUAUUCGCAUUGAGAAUCUUCUUCUUGUAAAAGAGGUGGAUCUGCCAAAUUCUUAUGGUGGCAUCGGAUUUCUUGGUUUUGAGAAGCUCACUUUUGUCCCAAUUCAGAGUAAACUAAUUGAUACAUCCCUGCUGUCUCCUAUGGAGAUCAAGUGGGUAAAUGAUUAUCAUUCGCAAGUUUGGGAAAAGGUUUCACCUUUGGUGAACGUCGCUGUGCGGGACUGGCUUUGGAGGAACACCAGUCAUGCUGCGUGUUGGACGCUGAAGAGCCGGGGAAAGAUGAGAACCCAAUUGAUGAGUACUUGCCUGAUCUUGUCCAUAUCGAUGUUUGCAAGACCAAUUAAGCAACAAAGGGGUAUAAUUGGAAUUGAGCCUAGUGUUUAUCCUCAACAGCCCCCCCAGCUAUUCUUUCGUGCUGGAACCAGAGAAGAGUUAUGCUUUGGAAGUGAAGAAAAGAGUGUUUUUGAGGAUAAAUCUCUAACCCUAACUCAAGGUUGGCUUGGUUUGAAGCUCUUGGAAGGGUGCUUUGAGGCUAAAGGAUGCUUUGAGGCUAAAGGAUAUCUUCGCUCGAGCAAAAGGAGUUCGAGGGGUAUCCGGUGGGUUUGACCUCAUCGAAAUGGCCAUUCACAGCGGGAGAGGCUAGGGAUCGCGGCAAGGGGGUCACAUUUAGUUAGAGUUAGUUUGGAGCUUCUGCUAGGUGGUCACCUCUUCCUUUGAUGUAGCUGGCGAGAGAGUUUUGUUCUUGAUGUCUAGAGACCACCAUGUACAUAUAGUUUUAUACUUUGGCUACUUGAUGUAUGUAUAUCUUUGAGACUGUUAAUGUUAGUUAGUUGUUUCCUUUUUACUUGC